Molecule: messenger RNA, 1100 nt
Organism: Manis javanica (Malayan pangolin)
Lineage: Eukaryota; Metazoa; Chordata; Mammalia; Pholidota; Manidae
Gene: DMAC2L
Product: distal membrane arm assembly component 2 like
Source: RefSeq, a predicted model, not a curated record
CCGAGCGGGGCAGGACUACGGUGGUGGUUACGCUCUGCCCUUUCCCUACUCGCAUUGCUAGUCUGACUGAAAACCCGGCUCGCGCAGUCUCGCGUCUUCGUCUUCACCGCCGAUCCUAUUCGGGGCGGUGGGAGAAAGUGUGGGCUCGGUUACGGUGAAAACUCUCCUUUGGGCGAACCCAGCUGCCUCCCUUCGCCCCGGCCCCGCCCCGGCCCCUGGAGGCCGGGGCGGACGUGCCCAGAGAAGGGGCCGGAGCGAUCCCUGGAUCCAAGGGAGUUUGCUUCCGCCCCUCCACUGCCUCUCCGGGCCGAGACCCUUGCGCGCCGCAACGCCUGACAGCCUGCGGUCUCUGCGCCGCCUCUGUGAGCUCCCGAGGUGUCUUUCAUAGUCGCUUAUUGGGCCUGGGAACACCGACCGCCUACAUGAACCACACCAUCCUGCCGUCAUUUAGCAGUCUCUCUUAAAUACUGGGCCGAGAUAAAAUUAUGCUGUUUGGAAAAAUUUCUGGACAGUUGUGUGGCUUAAAGAAACUCCCAUGGUCAUGUGACUCCAGACACUUCUGGGGCUGGUUGAACGCAGUGUUCAAUAAAGUGGAUCAUGAACGCAUCAGGGCUGUUGGCCCUGACAGGGCAGCGUCUGAGUGGCUGCUGCGCUGCGGGGCCAUCGUGCGCUACCACGGUCAGGAGAGGUGGCAGAAGGACUACAACCACCUCCCAACAGGCCCUCUGGACAAAUAUAAGAUUCAGGCAAUUGAUGCCACUGACUCUUGUAUCAUGAGUAUUGGAUUUGAUCACAUGGAGGGCCUACAGCAUGUUGAAAAAAUAAGGCUAUGCAAGUGUCAUUAUAUAGAGGAUGGCUGUUUGGAGAGACUUAGUAAACUUGAAAACUUACAAAAAAGCAUGUUGGAAAUGGAAAUAAUUUCAUGUGGGAAUAUCACAGACAAAGGCAUCAUUGCUCUGCAUCACUUAAGAAAUCUCAAGUAUUUGUUGUUAAGUGAUCUUCCUGGAAUAAGAGAAAAAGAAAACCUUGUCCAAACCUUUAAAAUAGCACUGCCUUCUCUGGAACUAAAGUUAGACUUGAAGUAAAAUAAUAAUAUUCAA